This is a messenger RNA of Nasonia vitripennis (jewel wasp), 1965 nucleotides long. It is a transcript of the gene Pex13, whose product is annotated as probable peroxisomal membrane protein PEX13. Gene Ontology annotation, molecular function: protein binding. Gene Ontology annotation, biological process: protein import into peroxisome matrix, docking. Gene Ontology annotation, cellular component: peroxisomal membrane; peroxisomal importomer complex; peroxisome. The transcript is spliced from 6 exons. Bases 357 to 1547 code for a protein of 396 amino acids. The record is from RefSeq and is a predicted model, not a curated record. Lineage: Eukaryota; Metazoa; Arthropoda; Insecta; Hymenoptera; Pteromalidae.
ACGCAAGGUCUGAAGGUGAGGUUGGGUCUCUGCUGUGGCAAAACAGGUUGGUUUUUCGUUUAUCAUCGUCUCAGAGUACUUUCAUCGAAAAAGUGUUGCGUCUUUACCUCGGACGUUUUAUUGUAAGUAGUUGAUUGAACUACUUGCACUGAUAAAAUGCGCUGAGCUUACGAGGAAACAUGACGGCUAUCAAAGCCAACUUUUUUACCGAGUAAGGACGAGAGUCGGGAGUUUGGAAACCCGCAGAAGAAGAGACUGAACAAAUCGUUGACCUAUUUCAUGGAUAUCUAAGGCAAAACUGCCUCCAAAGUGCCACAAAUUAAAGUUAAACUUUGAUUCGAAAAAACAAAAACAAGAUGAUGAAUCAACACAGAGUGAACGUCCUUGGCCCUACACAGUUUCGCAAUGCACCAACUGUGGUUGAUGGGAUCCCACAGCCAAUGGGAAUCUCUGGUGUGUCAGCUAUGGGUCCUCCACCAGUGCCACCCAGGAGACCAGUUUCUUCAUAUUCAUCUUACGGACCUUUAGGUUCAUCCAUGGGUGGUUAUGGAUAUGGUUCUGGCUGGAAUAGCAUGGGAAUGAGUAGAUAUGGUGGCUAUGGUAUGGGUUAUGGUUCUUCAAUGUACGGUCCUAGUUAUUCAAUGUAUGGACAAAAUCAAUGGGGAGGAGGUCCGAGCGGAGAUGUAGAAAAUAGAUUUGUGCAAUAUGCAGAAGAAAGUACAAGGCCAGCUUUUCAAUCCAUAGAAGCAAUGGUUCAUACAUUUUCUUCUGUGACAAUGAUGCUAGAGUCAACAUUUUUUGCCAUGACAAGUUCAUUUAGAGCCAUACUUGGGGUGGCAGAUAAUAUGGGGAAAUUAAGAUCAAUGCUGAAGCAAUUGCUAAGUAGUUUUGCCUUAGUACGUUUUAUGAAGUGGUUGUAUUUAAGAGUGAAGUAUACACUGGGCAUAAGAAGCCAGGAUGCAAGUAGUGAGAUGCUAUGGAGAGAGACAAUAUCAGAAGUGAUGAAUGGAAGUUCAGAACAAAGUGGAACAACUUCAUGGCCAAUCUUUUUAUUCUUAAGCAUCCUUUUUGCAACUCCUUAUUUGAUACAUCGAUUGAUUAGUAAUGCCAAAAAUAUAAACGUUGAUGUCAAUAAUCCAAAAGACUGGUUACAAAACAAAGAGCCAGUCUAUACUGCAACUGCACUUUAUGAUUUUACACCAGCUUCAUCUGAAGAAUUAGCUUUAAAAACUGGCCAAAAAGUAUGGCUAGCUCCACAAUCGCUACAGCCAAAAAAUUUGCAAGGAUGGUGGAGAGCUACAGAUAGUAUAAAUGUAGGAUUAAUCCCUUCAACGUAUGUCACAGUGGUAGGUCAACUGAAAAAGAAGUCCGAGUCAAGUCAAUCACAAACGUCGAAUGUAUAUCAACCUUCUGCAAGCAAUGCUACUUCUUCUGUCAUACCAGAAAGCACAGAAUCUCAAGAUCUGAGUGACUUUGAAAAAGAUAAAGGUGAAAGUUUGAUAAAAUCGAAUAUAGAUAUUUUUGAAGUAAAGAACAAAGCUAAUUAAAUCAAAAUUAUUUUUUGUUCUUAAAUUUAAUAAACACCAAAUCUUUGUUAUUGAUGUUUUAGCAAUUUUAAGAAUAUGAAAGUAAGUUUUGUACAUAUUCUAAGUCAAGAUUUCAUAGGUUCUCUAUAUGUAAAGAAGCAGAAAAUUGUUUUAUAGGUGAAAAGGAUGGUACGAUCAUGUGGGUAAAUUCGUUUUAUUGAUGGCAUACUCUGUAUCCAAGUAAGGUAAUGGCAUUAGGAGAAUAGUUUUUCGAUUUCCUUUUUGGUGUUUAUAUUUACCACUUGCAUUUUGUACACAUGUACUGAUUUAUUAUUAUUGACUUGGCAGUCAAAUUAUUUAUACUCUUCGGUACACUAUAUUGAUUUUUCUUGGUUAUUAUAUAACAUGAAAAUAAAUGUCUGAAAACUGUUGAUAGAAA